Messenger RNA from Paramuricea clavata, 1212 nucleotides. The record is from the annotation of a GenBank genome assembly. NCBI's taxonomy places the organism in Eukaryota, Metazoa, Cnidaria, Anthozoa, Malacalcyonacea, Plexauridae.
AGGUUAUAUUCCAUAAGCUCUACAAGAAUUCAGCACGUGAGCAAGGAACAGUGAGAUAUUUUCGAGAAAAGCUUCAGAGACGAAACGUGACAAAGGAUGUUAAACACUAUGAAGAUUGUGAGCAAUUCUUUCUUAGUUUGGGGCAAAUGCUUCACAAUUGAAGCAUUGAUCCAAUUCUUUGGUAUGGAAAACCAAGAUGACCAUCCUACCAAGCACAAACCACCAUCCAACAUAAAUGAAAUGGGAAGAGAAGAAAUUGAGAAGUAUUAUGAAGAUGUUCUAGAUGAAUUCAUCAAUCAAUUUCUUCUUGCAAAUAUGACCGGCGGUGAUUCAGAUGAGAAUGACUUUGUCAACAACUAUUCCAUAUGUUUACUGCAGUACUUUUUUGUACUGCAUGAUAUGAAGGAUGCAGUUCAUGAAGGCAAUGGAGAGAGGCUUGCAACCCUGCACAAGCAACUACUUCUUCACUUCAAGUCUGUACAAGGAUUCAACUCAUAUGCAAUUGAGAUGCUUAUCAAUGUGGUACAAAACAUGGUGUUUCUUUCUCCAGCACAGUCCCACCAAUGCAUUUGGGCAUCAACGGCAAACUGGAAAGGUGGUGCUCAAAGAAAUGUAGAAAUUGAUCUACUCCAAGAGAACAGAAACAGAGAUUUAAAAAAGCUGAUAAAAGGAAUGGGUGCCAAUAAAACUGACAAGGCCAUUGAUAAUGCGAGCAGAGCUGUAGGCGGAGCAAGGAAGAUUGCAGAAAACUUUGAUUACAUGGUUUACCGAGAAGCAAAGUCAUCAUCACACAGUCAUGCAUCAUCUUUAAAAGACGAAUCAAAAGUUUUAAGUGACCUUCGCAUUUUAAAACCAUUCUCCAUUCAAGCGAAUAGAAAGCAUGCAUCAUUUCGUAAAAUAAAAUAAAAUCCUUUGGAAACCCUUGAUGAAAAGGAAUUAGAUGAAUGGCUUCAGAGACAUAAGGAAAAUCUGAUGUUAGAGUCUCCAAUUGAAUUGGAUGAAGAUGAAAUGGAUGAAGAUGACAUAGCUGAAGAGGAAUUUUAUGAACAUGAAUUUGACGAAGAUGACUUAUAAACAUUGCAGACUAAUGUAAUGUCUCAUCAAAGCUAAAUCAAAUGUUGAAUACUGGUAUUAACUCAUUAAGUUGCAAUGCACUCAAAUGUGAAUUACUUUUAUUUCAUUCUGUCUAAUGCCCGAUGAUUUUACUCAAGA